AUGUCUUCUAAACACGAACCUGCCACCAUGGACAUCUCUGAAUUAUCUCAAUCAUUAUCAACUCUUAAUGAUUCAUUUUAUGUAACAAAUACACUCGAUAUAAAACAUGAAAAAACUAGUCAAACAAAUAAUAAUCGUAUUUUACUUGGUGGUCAUGUAUCUCUUUAUUUUUCUUCAACAUUAAAACUUUUAUUUUGGUUAUAUGUUCAUCGAAUAAAUUUUUAUGGUUUUAUUGAUGAAACAAAUAUUGAAAAAUUCUUAAUGAUACGUUCAAUUGAUGUUAAAAUGACAUCCACAAUAAUAACAACAACAACAAAUGAUAAUAAUAAAUCAAGUUGA
Rotaria sp. Silwood2 is the source of this 339-nucleotide messenger RNA. Lineage: Eukaryota; Metazoa; Rotifera; Eurotatoria; Philodinida; Philodinidae. The record is from the annotation of a GenBank genome assembly.